GAUGGAUAUUCAUUGAUCAACCUCACCUUAACGCACUCUCUCCGAGUCAGUAAGUACAAAUUGGCACGAAUCCCAAACAUCUUGGUCGCAUUGUAGAAUGAAUUGAUGCUAAGGGGAUGCUACUCAUCUCACAUGCAACUCGUUGUCACGAUCUGAUGGAAUUGGUUCUGGGGCGCAAUCUAUGCGGGCCAUUUUGUGUUAGCAUGCAAUGCGUGGUCCCUACGGACCCGGCCACCACCUUCGAGGAAGCGAUUCCGGUGAUGCUUCUAUGUCGGGUCAGACCGUCUAACUGUCAUGCUGAUAUUUAUAUCAACGAGGAAGAUCGUUUGUGUUAUGGUGUUCGUGGCACUUCCCCAUGCCCAGGCACAAACAGGCGGAACGGGGAACUGAGCCUGGCUCUCGUUACCCGCUAAUGUGCGGGUUCCAUGAUGAUCAUCCUCGGAUGAUGCGACGGAAUGCGUACGAUCCGUCACCAUAUUGACCGUGCGUGCUAAGCAUGUCAUUUUUGGAAGAGGUGUACCCCCGGUGCGUGCGUGCGCCCAAAGUUCCGCCGCCGCCACUCCUCACGGCGCUAGAGUUUGCGCAGGCGUGCCGCGUGAACGCUCCCAAUUUUCCCAGCAGCGGAGAGGAACCGGGGAGCCAUUGCAGGUGCCAGAGCCAGCACCAUGCCUCUCUAUUUGCCUUCCCUCUACAGUCCUGUGAUGCAUGCGAUAGUACCGUAGCAAUCACUUGCACGAAACGGAAUGCAUCAGAAGUCAUCAAAAUGACAGAAUGCAUACACGGAUCAUACUUCUCACCGGUGCGACUCGGAUCUUUAAGUCGUGUGCGG
Messenger RNA from Suillus clintonianus, 829 nucleotides. RefSeq lists its product as uncharacterized. The transcript has a single exon. The record is from RefSeq and is a predicted model, not a curated record. Bases 117 to 413 code for a protein of 98 amino acids. Lineage: Eukaryota; Fungi; Basidiomycota; Agaricomycetes; Boletales; Suillaceae.